Molecule: messenger RNA, 1725 nt
Organism: Aspergillus melleus
Lineage: Eukaryota; Fungi; Ascomycota; Eurotiomycetes; Eurotiales; Aspergillaceae
Gene: veA
Product: sexual development activator VeA
Exons: 2
Coding region: 1-1725 (574 amino acids)
Source: RefSeq, a predicted model, not a curated record
AUGGCGACCAGAGCUCCCCUAACGCCGCCGGCAAAUGAGAAAGUGUCGUCCACCAGUCGGACCACGCGCGAGGGCAAGACGAUUACGUACCGGCUGAGUAUCAUCCAAGACCCUGAGCGCGCCAGAGCUUGCGGUGCAGGCGCCAAAUCUUCGGCCGACCGUCGUCCCGUGGAUCCUCCCCCGGUGGUUGAACUGCGGAUAUUCGAAUCCGACCCCAAUGAUGAACACCACAAGACCGAUAUCACGUUUGCCUACAACGCCAAUUUCUUCCUCUUCGCCACGCUAGAAGCAUCUCGUCCCAUUGCCCAGGGUAGACAUGCCCCGCCUCCGAGCUGUCCUGUCUUAACGGGAGUGCCGGUCGCCGGCAUCGCCUAUUUGGAUCGUCCCCAACAAGCCGGCUACUUCAUCUUCCCGGACCUCUCGGUGCGCCACGAGGGCUUCUAUCGAUUGAAUUUUCAUCUAUACGAGGAGACCAAGGACAGCAAGGAUAUGACGCAAGGGACCUCGAUACCGCAAUCGACGCCCAACGCGAACCCGGUGAAACCGGCGGCACCCAAGUCAUCCCUGGAUUUCCGGCUCGACGUUGUCUCGAAACAAUUCCAGGUUUACAGCGCCAAGAAGUUCCCCGGGCUGGCAACGAGCACCAACAUCAGCCGUGUCAUUGCGGAACAAGGCUGUCGCGUUCGGAUUAGACGUGACGUGCGCAUGAGACGCAGGGGCGACAAGCGUCCCGGGGAUUAUGACUACGACGAGGAGAGAAUGUAUCGAUCGUCUGACCGGUUUUCCACGCCUGACUCGUACACCGCCAACCCGGUGGAGCGUCCUCGAUCAACCAGUAUCAGCACCGUUGAUCCGGCAUUCUCCUACGGUCCUGGGAUUCAACGACGCCCGUCGGCAACGGAGUAUGGCUUCCAACCGGCUCAGUCGUACCCACGUCCCAUGGCCCCUGCCCCGACGCAAGCUUCUACCCCCACGCCCGUCGGGCCUCCACCUCCCUCUCACACCCCAACGUAUCCGUCGCAUCUGGCGUUUGGUUCUACGCAGACCCAAUAUCCGGCGCCUCAUCUACCUCGAAACCAACCCGUAACGACUCCCACGAAUGUGUAUUCCCCUCGUCCCUCGAUUUCGCAUGCCAGAAACCCAUCGAUCGGUACGGAAUACGACGGUGCCUCCAAUGGGUAUUCAUAUCCCCAGCCGCGGGUGCCGAACGAGCGCUCCGCGUAUCCCAAAACUGCUCUCCCUCCUCUUCGCCUCGAACUGCCUCCUUGCCCGGAACCUCCCAAGCCUCUCAAUGCGCAACGGUCUUCUGAGACCCGCUCGUCUGAUCCCAACGCAUACCAAUCCAUCAUACAACCCCCGGCUCCUCGAUCCCAGACCCCUCUCGCUCCGUCGCUGCCGCCACUCCGGUCUCUUUCCGGAGAAUACCCGCACAAUCCGACACAACCCCAAAAUGGGGUGGUUCAGAGCCCUGGCCCGGAUCUGGCGACCAAGAAGCUCCUGUGGGAAACCAACCAGAACGUAUCCAAGCGGAGCUACGGAGACACAUUUGGACACGAAGAGCGUCCCCUCUUCAACGGUAUGCGGCCAGACACGGAGAAUUACGCUCCCAGUCGCAGCUCGUCUGACGCAAGUCGGGUAUCGUUCUAUCACGAUCCGCGAGACGAGAUGGCAUAUAAGCGAGCCAACGGCAGGAUGGCUACCAAGAUUUCUCCCGCACUUCAAUAA